Crotalus tigris (Tiger rattlesnake) is the source of this 4548-nucleotide messenger RNA. RefSeq names its product dual specificity protein phosphatase 14-like. The transcript has 2 exons. Gene Ontology annotation, biological process: protein dephosphorylation. NCBI's taxonomy places the organism in Eukaryota, Metazoa, Chordata, Lepidosauria, Squamata, Viperidae. The record is from RefSeq and is a predicted model, not a curated record. Gene Ontology annotation, molecular function: MAP kinase tyrosine/serine/threonine phosphatase activity. The coding region runs from base 640 to 1281 and encodes 213 amino acids.
UCUGGGCCGGAAGCCGAGGAGGGAGGGGGAAAUCCGUGGGCUUUUUUCAGUCCCGCCUGCGCGGUCGCCUCCGCCGCCUCCGCGAGCUCUCGCUUGUGUCACGGGUGCUGACGACAGCAGCCUCCUCCGCAGCCCGUCGCCAUGGCAACCUUUUGUUGCCUCCAACGCUCGAGUGGUCCAGCCGAGGAGGGAGGCAGUAGGGGCGGUAUAUAGGCAAGGCUCGGGUGGGGGGGGAGUCAAGGAAGGAAAGUCCAGUUCCCCACCCAGAAAAGAGGAAGGCUGGAAAAUCCUACGGGAAGAAGAGGAGCUGGGCCAGAAGGACGGAAGAGAAGAGAUUUAUUAUAUUGAUUAAAUUGUACAGACGCCGCUUAUAAAGAGUGGGCUAUUUGGAAGGAGGAGAGGAGGAAGAAAAGGCAAGCGCAUCUUGGAACGGAGAAACCCUCAGCCUUCUUCCCCAAGGGAGAGAGCAGAUUUCUUGACAGAGGAGAGUUGGGGGUAACUGUCCUGAAAGUCUCCGUUGAAAAACAGCACUGACUGGUAAUGUUUCUCAUUUUUCUCCAGCAAAACUGGGCAUCAAGGAUUAACUGGAGUUGGCAUUGCUGUUUUUGUAAAUUCAGAAAUAAUUAUUUCUAAGUUGUUAUGUAUGCUGAACCAUCCAACAUGAAUUUCCGGAACCAUGGGUUCUUUCGCCGUUCUCCGCCCACUUCGGUGGCGAAGCCAUCUCCUGCUGCUGGGAACACAUUGUCGGUCUUGGGAGGCAUUGCUCAAAUCUCUCCUUGUCUCUAUCUCUGCUCUGGCAAUGCUGCAUCAAAUAGACACAUGGUGUACUCCCGGGCAGUGAGCUGUAUAGUAAACGCUACCAUGGAAAUCCCUAACGCCAACUGGCCAGACAUUGACUAUGUGAAGGUGCCUGUUCCGGACCUUCCCCAUGCUCCACUCUCCUUGUACUUUGACUCCGUGGCUGAUAGGAUACACCAGACAGGGAAGAAGAAUGGAAGAACUCUAGUUCACUGCGUGGCAGGUGUCAGCAGGUCUGCCUCCCUCUGUAUUGCUUACCUAAUGAAAUAUCAUCGGUUGAGCCUCCUGGAUGCUCAUGAGUGGGUGAAGAGCAGGCGACCGGUUGUAAGGCCCAAUGUAGGCUUCUGGAGACAGCUCAUUGAAUAUGAACGCAAGUUGUUUGGCAAGAACACCGUCAAGAUGGUGCCAUCCCCCAUUGGGUUGAUCCCAGAUGUAUAUGAAAAGGAGACCCGUGGGCUGGUCCCCUUGUGGAAUUUGAGAUAAAGGCUAUCAUUGAAAUGGGCUGUGGGCCACAUUGACUUAGAAUGAAAAAGUUCCACCAUGUUAGGAUGUUAAACAGGACUGUUCAAUGUGGUGGAUCUUAAUAAGAAAUUCUGUUAUUGUAGUCUUUUUCUAAGACCUUGCAAUAUGAGUACAGUAGAUCAUGGAAGACAUGAGUUGCUUGAACUUUUCAGUGUAAUAGACAAUGCUGUUUGUUACCACCCUGUCAAACAUUGCUAGAACCUGUAUUUUGCUUACAGUCUGAGAUGAGAAAUGGUUAAACAGAAACUUACUUAAACGUACAGGCAGUAAAGAUUACUGUACUAUCUGACACCAAGACUCCAAUUAUAAAUUAAUCUUUGCAUAGUAAGGAGAAAUAUCUUUCCCUUUUCCUCCCCUUUCUGAGUCAAGAGUUUCAGAAAUCCUUUCUUGGGUUUGCUUUGAUUUGAAUAAGCACAAUAUACUUUCCUUUCUGGAAAAUUAAGCCCUAAGGUGAUGUGAAUUAAAAUGAUGAUUUUAUGCCCAUAAACUCUAAAUAGCAGAAGUCAAGAAACUGAGGGUAGCACAACUAUCAACAAUAGGCAUAAGCUAACUCUACAAGAGAAUGUUAUUUCAUAUAUAUAUUCACUAAGCAGGUUGCAACUUGGCCACGAUAUUCCAUAUAUCACUAUUUAAGGAUGCUCUAAUAGAGGACUAUUUAAACUCUUGUGGGGAAGAUAGGAAUUUUUGAGUAUUGGCUCAGGUUACCUUCAAACAGGGUAGAUAUGUAAUUGAAAAGGGGUUAAAGAAUAAAUACGCUAAUCAAGUCUUUUUUGUACCCCUCGUUAAGAUUAAACAGUAUGUAGCAGGGAAACUUUCUCAACACGUUGCACCUUAAAAAAGGGAGAAAAAGAGUACAUCUUGAAAGUUAACACAUUCACAGUUGGGCGAGAAAGCUACACAGUGAACAAGUAGUAGAGUCACAAUUUGGUGUGAACAAGCAGUCCUGUAGUUUUGAUGAUGUGAUUUGCAGUAUUUUAUAACAAAAAGGAUUCCUAAGUGAAGCUUUUCUAAUACAAAGGCAUAAAAUUGGAAGAUGUAUCCAUUGUUGGGCGAACAUCAAGUGAGGUCUAAGUGUAUCAUGGUGUUUCUCAGCCUUGGCAGGUUUUAGAUAUGUUGACUUCAACUCCCAGAAUUCCCCAGCCACCAUGGCUGACUGGGGAAUUCUGGGAGUUGGAAGUUCACACAUCUUAAACUUCCAAGGUUGAAAAACACUAGUGUAGUAGAGGAUAUUAAAUAGGAGGUGAGGUAUCCAAACCGGUCAGCAUAUCAAAAUGGUUUAAUGAUUGAAGCAAGGUUUUGGACAAUACUUCCAUAAUAAUUAUAGGAAGGUAUAAUAAAAAUGGAGAAAAAAUGAAUCUGAUUCCCUUUAAAUAUGUUGAAAUGGUAACUCCCAACUUUUGUAGCCAGUGUGGCCUUGAUUAGAAGUUGUCAUUCCAGUAUACCAAAAGGGAGAACCAUGUUUAAAGAAAGCUGUCUUAAAAGAACUCUAUUAGGAACAAAUUCUGGAGGAAAACAUCAGCCUAAAUCAGGGGUCUUCAAACUUGGUCCUUUUAUGACUUGUGGACUUCAACUCCUGGCUGAGGAAUUCUGGGAGUUGAAGUCCACAAGUCAUAAAAGGGCCAAGUUUGAAGACCCCUGGCCUAAAUGGAAGAGGCCCAGAUGUGUUUUUCAUAAAUAUCACAUAAGCAGAGUCUAUAACCAAAAAGUGAGUCUAUGCUUAUGAAAGCAAUGGCUUAGCAGCAUUUCAUAACUGUAUUUCUCUGUCCAGAACAAAGAAUAUAGUUCAUUCCCAUCUAAGAUUGUUUGAUUGUAUUGACUUUUCAAUACAAUUGCUAACUGGGCUUUUCACAAAACAGUAACUUAAAAGUUUUAUAUCCAUAUAUGCAGCUAGUAGAUUAGUAUAUUUUCUGUAAAAAAGAUAAGUUUACUGCAAAUUCUUCUAUGGUACGAAUUGAAUGGGUGAAUUCUGUAACCUUCCUGUUCUUAUAGAAAAAUGUAAUUGGAGUUUUUUUUAGGUAUUCCCAGAAUAAUCCAGAACUAAGCUAUUGGCCAGCAGUGUGUGGAUUUCUAGGAGUUGAAGUCUACACUUUAACUGAGAUUGAAAAACAUUAGUAUAUAGGUCAUCUAACCAAGCAAUUCAGAAAUCUAUUAAAUUUAUGUAGCUAGAAAAUAAUUAUUUCCCACAUUUAUAACAUAGAAACUGAAAGUUGUCUUUCUUAUAGAUCUUAUUUUUAAUGGAUAUAUAACAAUUUGGAUAUGUCAUAUUUUGACAUUUUACAUGGGGACAGGGUUAUGAUAAUACAGGGAUGACUUUUUGUGAGGAAGAAAACUCAGAUGGAUUAUUUUAACUUUUUGUUUGUACACUGGUCUAGCACUUCCUGCAUCGUAAUUAUUAGUGCCUCUAAAUUUGUCUAGUGAAGGACAGUUGCAUAUAAAUGCACAGUUUCACAUAAAUCUAACAUUUUCAUUUUUUCCCCAUGAAUAUUUUUAGUUGUUCGAGCAAUGGUAUUAACAGAAGGGUUUGGGACUGAAAGCCAUGAUUGAUCCACCUCUCUUUCAGAAGGAAACAUAAAUCUCCUCAAAUCUCAAUCUCUCUUUCUCUCUCUCAUAGUAUCUGCUUUAUUUUAUCAGGGUUCAGAGACUAAAUAGGGUCAGAUCUUUGUAAUAUUUGGAUAGAAACCAUUAGUCAUGUCUUAGACCUGUCUAGGAAAUCACAAUACAAGCUCAGCUCGAAGGAGGUUACCUUUUUACCUCCCAAAAUGCUCGUAUUUCAAUGGGUGAUUAAUUCGAAAACCCCUUUUAAGACCGAACAUGGCAUUAGCAAAUCUAAGAACUGUGCAAGUGUUCAGAGCACAGCUUCCUUGCAAAGUAAUUUUUGGGUUGGUUCCACAAGUAGAACUUCAAGAGACUCCAAGGAAGAAUUUGCUCCAGAGUUUUCCACACAAGCUGGUCUUCUUUUCAAAUGGUAUGUGUGUGUGUGUGUGUGUGUGUGUAAAUAAUAAGUUAUCUAAGGCAGUGCUUCCCAGCCUUAGCCCCUUGAAGAAGUAUGGACUUCAUUUUGGGAGUUGAGUCCGCACAUCUUCAAGUUGCCAUGGUUGAGAAAGAUUGAUCUAAGGUCUCUGUAUAAACUGUACAUAGAAAAGAGCUAUGUCUAUAUAAAAAGUUCUGAUGUCUUUUGACUUCAGUGACAAAAAGGUCUUCAUAAAAAUAAUAAACAGUGAACAAGUA